AUGGAUAAUUGUAUUGGAGAAGAGUGUAAACAUAAUUCUAAUUACAUGAUUGAUAACUGUACCAUAUUUAAUAAAAAAACUAAUCUAAAAACGGAAAACCAAAAUUUAAAAAAUGAUGAACAAGUCUUAGGAAAUGGAAACCAUUUUAUUGAUGAAAUUCUAAUGCGGAAUAACCACGAAAAAAAUGAUUUAGACAAAAUAAAUUUGUUAAGUUCUUUGUUGUCUGAAAAAAACAAUGAAGUUAUUGAAAGGCCAAGUUAUUGUUCAAAUUCUUGUAUUGCUAAAUGCUCAUAUGAAAACAAACCACUACCAGACUGUAUAAAUAAAAAUAAUAUUUCUUGUAAAGCACAACAAUUGUUGUGUGAAAUUGAAGAAUUUUGUUCAAAAGAACCAUGCAACCCAAAUAAUAAACUAUUGAAACAAUCAAGGAUUACUAUUUGUUCUUUAAUCGAGGAAAUGGAAAUACAUAGUUCAGCGUUAAAAUAUAACCAAGAGAAAUUUGAAUGUUGUUUUAAAUCAUUAAACGAAGAACGAAAAAUGUCUAAGAAUAAAGAUUCUGAGUUAUGCAGAAUGAAAACAGAUUUAUCUAUUCUCGCUGAUAAACUCAAAGAAAUCAUUAAACAUAAUAACUUUUUGAGUUGUAAUAUAGACAAAGUUUCAAAAGAUUUAUUGUCUAAAAUAAUUGAAUAUAAAGAGUUGUUGAAGAAAUCAGAUGAGCUAAAAGAACAGUUGAACAACGUGGAAUACUGUUUAAACUUGAGGAUUGACGAAAGUAAAUGUAUUAAAAAAGAAUUAAGUAAAAAAUGUCAAAUUAUUGAAGCUGGAAUAAUAAUUAAACAGGAGAUGGAAUUUAAAUUAAGCAAUUUGGAAAAAAAGUUAGAAAAAUCAAAAAAGUUAAAUAAUAUUUGUAACAAUAAAUGUAACGAUUUAAUUUUACUAAAUUUAAAUCUUGAAAAUAAUUUACAAAAUGAAAAAAAUUAUAAUUGCAAAAAAGCUAUUUAUAUUGAUGAUUUAUGCAAAAAAAUAUAUGAUUUAGAAACUAUAAUAAAAGGUAUUGAAGAUCACAAAUUGUUGUAUACAGAGGAAAUUUCCAAACUUAAAACUGAAAAAUAUGAAGCAGAACUAAAACUAAAGGAAUUUAAUAGUAUGAUUAAUACACAAAAAAAUAAAUUAGCUAUUACCAUAUCUGAACUAGCUUAUACUAAAGAAUCUCUAAAAAAUAAAAACGAUUGCCAAAUUCAAAAAAUUCAACAAUUAGAACAUAACAUUAAAAACUAUGAAAAAGACAUAGAAUGUUAUAAAGUACAACAUGAUAUUUUAACAAAUCAAUGUAUGAUGAGUAAUAAAGAUCUAUCAGAAUCACAAAUGAUAAUUAAAAUGUUAGAAACUAAAAUUAACGAAAUCGAUAGAGAAUAUAAAAUGACACUCCAUGAUUUAACUCAGGAAUGUGAUCAUCUGAAAAGUGAAAACUGUAAAUUCUUGGAAAAAAUUAAUGAAUUAAAUGAAAACAUAAUAUGUGUCAACAAAGAGGAGAAUCACGUGCGAAAAGAUUUAGCUGCAUGCAACGAGAAACUAUUGAUUGCAAAUGAUGAAAUAAGUCAUUUUGAUCUAGAGAUAAAAUGUAUUAACACGAAAUUGGAAAUAACGACUGAAAAACUAACAUGCACUGAACGAGAACUAGAAGAGAUAAAGUUAAAAUUAAAUAAUGAAACGCAUCUUAAAGAUAAAAUAAAUGAAAAAUAUUGUAGUAUAAUGUAUGAUUAUUCGUGUCCUCAAGAAAAGUGUCUGAAUGUCGAUAAUAACAGACUCAGUAAUCCAAAUUUGAUGUCAUGUAAGAUUGCGAGAAAUGCUAAUGAUGGUGAACAAAUAAUACAUUUAAACCUAGUUGACGCUGGUUCACAGACACAUAUGUGUCCGAUCAUAUGUCAGCCUAUAACAUCAACAUUUCACUCUAUUACAAAUAAUUCCAAUUCUUGCAAAUCUAAACAAUGUGAUAACUGUAAUAGUUGUAUUAGUUCAUGUGAUUCCGAUAAAAUUAGCAAUAAUCCAUGCCAGAUGGAUUUCAAGAAAAAUUCUCUUGUUAGCGCUUCUGAUAACUGUUCUUGUUUUGGUAAAUCAAAAGUCUCAACACAAUGUUUUGGUUUUUUAUUUGAUAAAGAAAAUCUUCAACGUCAACUGAAUGAAAUGAAACUACUGUUAAAAAAAAAAGAAAAGGCAGCAAAGAAAGAAUUAUGUGACACAGAACAGAUUUAUUACAAUAAGGAUAUGAUAAUAAACAAAUGUCUAGAUGACACAAGGAAACAAUACCAACAACAAUUGGAUGACGCUAACGCUCAAUUAGAAUCAUACGAAACAGCAAUUCUGUAUAAAGAAUAUGAAUUGAAAAACUUCCAAAUACGAGAACAUCAAUUCAAAAUGGAAAUUGAGAAACUUAAUGAAACGAUACAAAACAAGGAUAAAAAAAUCGAAUCUGAACAAAAACAAGUAGUUUCUGCAAGUAAUAGUAAGAAAGAUUAUGAAGAACCAUUAUUAAAUCAUCAAAAACCAUUGGAAUUAGAAAAAUUAAACAAACAUUCAUCUGCUGAAAAUUUCCAAUUAAUCACGGACGGCAAUAAUAAUCUGAAUGAAAUGUUUUCUGAGUUGGACAAUAAAGUAGAAAUAUCUCAAACAUUAACGAAGAAAAAACGAAUUUCGACCAGAAAAAAUGUUAACAAAAGUAUUUGCGCAUUGAAAAAGACUAAGAAGACCGAAAAGAAAAAAAAUAAAUAUGGUCCCAAAUUGAAUUUACCUUGUUGUAUUGGAUCAAAAAAUCCUUGUAAUAGACAAAAAAUUUUAAACCUACAGAGAGAUGGUGUUGUAGAAUGA
Rhopalosiphum maidis (corn leaf aphid) is the source of this 2865-nucleotide messenger RNA. RefSeq names its product putative leucine-rich repeat-containing protein DDB_G0290503. The record is from RefSeq and is a predicted model, not a curated record. The transcript has 6 exons. Bases 1 to 2865 code for a protein of 954 amino acids. NCBI's taxonomy places the organism in Eukaryota, Metazoa, Arthropoda, Insecta, Hemiptera, Aphididae.